This is a messenger RNA of Musa acuminata subsp. malaccensis (wild Malaysian banana), 2457 nucleotides long. RefSeq names its product probable pre-mRNA-splicing factor ATP-dependent RNA helicase DEAH9. NCBI's taxonomy places the organism in Eukaryota, Viridiplantae, Streptophyta, Magnoliopsida, Zingiberales, Musaceae. Gene Ontology annotation, cellular component: intracellular anatomical structure. The record is from RefSeq and is a predicted model, not a curated record. Gene Ontology annotation, molecular function: helicase activity; RNA binding; ATP binding.
GUCGGCGCGCCCUAAAAUUUUGAGUUUGUCCGCGGCUCCGCAGCGUUCUCGCCUACGGUGAACAUAUGGCUCAGUUCUGGCGACCGGGCUCGGAGCGACCCCGAGCGACGCUAGUUGACGAUGAAGAGGGCGGCGUCCUUUUCGUCUCCGCGCCUCCUCCCUCCUCAUCCUCCGGGUUCGGACACUCGAGCUUGGAGAGGCAGCGGCAGAGGCUGCCGGUGUUCAAGUACCGGGAUGCCAUCCUUUACCUGGUGGAGAAUCACGCUACUACGAUUAUCGUUGGUGAGACCGGCAGCGGGAAGACCACCCAGAUACCCCAGUAUCUUAAAGAGGCAGGUUGGGCUGAAGGUGGUCGUGUUGUAGCUUGCACACAACCUAGGCGAUUGGCUGUUCAGUCAGUCGCAUCACGGGUAGCUGAGGAGAUGGGUGUCAAAAUUGGAGAAGAAGUUGGUUAUACUAUACGAUUUGAAGAUCAGACAAAUCCGAGUGUGACUGUGAUAAAAUUUCUCACUGAUGGGGUGCUGAUCAGAGAAAUGAUGGAUGAUCCUCUUUUAACCAAGUAUAGUGUCAUAAUGGUGGACGAGGCUCAUGAAAGAUCCUUGUCAACGGACAUGUUAUUAGGCCUCUUGAAGAAGAUCCAACGCCGGAGGCCUGAGUUGCGUAUAAUCAUAUCAUCUGCAACAAUUGAGGCAAAGUCCAUGUCAACUUUUUUCCAAGCUAGAAAGAAGGAUUUACGGCAUGCAGCUGAAGACUCUGUGCCAAGUCAUCUGCCUGCCGUCCUUUCUGUUGAAGGUAAAGGUUAUACUGUGGAAAUUCAUUAUGUUGAAGAGCCAGUGCCUGAUUAUUUGCAAGCCGCUGUUGGUACUGUUCUAUCAAUCAAUGAUAAGGAGCCAGCUGGUGAUAUUCUGGUGUUCCUUACGGGUCAAGAUGAUAUUGAUGCUGCUGUAAAGUUAUUGAGGGAGGAUACUCAAGAUGAUCGAAGACGCACAUCAGGGUUGUUGGUUUUGCCAUUAUACUCUGGACUUUCACGUGUUGAUCAGGAUCUGGUAUUUGCUCCUACUCCCAAGGGAAAGAGGAAAGUUGUGAUAUCAACCAAUAUUGCAGAGACAUCAUUGACUUUAGAGGGUGUUGUCUACGUUGUGGAUAGUGGAUUUUCGAAGCAGAGGUUUUACAAUCCGAUUUCUGACAUUGAGAGCUUGGUGGUGACACCAAUAUCUAAGGCUUCUGCAAGACAAAGGGCAGGGCGAGCUGGAAGAAUACAACCAGGGAAGUGCUUUAGGUUAUAUACAGAAGAGUACUUUUUGAAGGAAAUGCCCACAGAAGGAAUUCCAGAAAUGCAACGAUCAAACCUUGUCUCGUGUGUGAUACAAUUAAAGGCAUUGGGUAUAGAUAAUAUAUUGGGCUUUGAUUGGCUAGCUUCUCCACCACCAGAGGCAAUGGUGCGAGCUCUUGAAGUUCUAUACUCUCUUGGAAUUCUUGAUGAAGAUGCCAAACUCACGUCACCUAUUGGUUAUCAGGUGGCUGAGAUUCCACUGGACCCUAUGAUCUCUAAAAUGAUCUUGUCAGCAUGUAACUUUGGUUGUUCUGAGGAGAUAAUCACUAUAGCAGCAGUUCUAUCUGUUCAGUCUAUUUGGGUUUCUAUGUGGGGAGCACAGAAGGAAUUUGAUGAAGUGAAGUUACGUUUUGCUGCUGCAGAGGGAGAUCAUGUUACAUAUCUUAAUGUCUAUAAAGGGUUUCUUAACUCUGGAAAAUCUUCACAAUGGUGUUACAAAAAUUAUCUCAACUAUCAAGCUAUGAAGAAGGUUGUGGAUGUCAGAGAACAACUCAGCCGGUUAUUGAGGCGACUUGGUUUAGCCCUCAAGUCUUGUGAAAAAGACACACAGAUUCUAAGGAAGGCCAUAAUUGCUGGAUUUUUUGCAAAUUCAUGCCACUUGGAGGAAUAUAGUCACAAUGGAUUGUACAAGACAGUCAGGAGUUCUGAAGAAGUAUACAUUCAUCCUUCUUCUGUACUCUUCAGGGUUAACCCAAAGUGGGUGGUGUAUCAUUCCCUCGUGUCCACUAACAAGCAUUAUAUGCGCAAUGUAAUUGCUAUAGAUCCAUCCUGGCUUAUCGAAGCUGCACCACAUUUCUAUCAGGUUCGGACACCUAAUCUUGCCCCUUGCUGACAGUAAUUACUGUAGAAACCCUUUUUGUACUCUGCAGUUGAGGAUAUCAAGUUGACACAGCGCUUAAUUUUCUACUAUCAGUUGGACGCUACUAGUAGUCUUUGUAUUUAUCCAGCGGAUUGUUCAUCCGUGUCUAUUUGGUUUCAACUGUCAUCUACCAUUAUUUUGCUGCGUUGUUUUUCCUUUCUGUAUUUAUCUUUUCUUGCUAGCUACUAUUUACGUAUCCUCCCAAACGGUGCCUCUUGUCUGGUUAACUUGGUCAGUAAAUUGGUAUGUUUUGUGGGUUUUGAGU